This is a messenger RNA of Corythoichthys intestinalis (scribbled pipefish), 1459 nucleotides long. It is a transcript of the gene gpn3, whose product is annotated as GPN-loop GTPase 3. The coding region runs from base 127 to 984 and encodes 285 amino acids. Gene Ontology annotation, molecular function: GTPase activity. The record is from RefSeq and is a predicted model, not a curated record. The transcript has 8 exons. NCBI's taxonomy places the organism in Eukaryota, Metazoa, Chordata, Actinopteri, Syngnathiformes, Syngnathidae.
AAUUUUGAAAAAUGGGCGCGAGGAAGUAUCCGGCAUCCGGUUGUUAAUUUAUGACAAAAAAAUGUAUUUUUCUCCACCAGCAAGAUAGUUUUAUAUAGAGAAACAUAUUAUUGCUCGGUGUAAAUCAUGCCUCGAUAUGCUCAGAUAGUAAUGGGUCCCGCAGGGAGCGGUAAGAGUACCUACUGCGCUACGAUGAUCCAGCAUUUUGAGUCUUUGAACCGUUCUGUCCAAGUGGUCAAUCUCGACCCUGCUGCUGAACAUUUUGACUAUCCUGUAAUGGCAGACAUUCGUGAACUCAUUCAGGUUGAUGACGUGAUGGAGGAUCCAUCUCUUAGAUUUGGCCCCAAUGGCGGUCUGGUCUUCUGCAUGGAAUACUUUGCCAACAACUUUGACUGGCUGGAAGAAGCCCUGGGUCACGUCGAAGAUGACUACAUCCUGUUUGACUGCCCAGGUCAGAUUGAGCUGUAUACUCACCUACCUAUCAUGAGGCAGCUGGUGGAACAGCUCCAGCAGUGGGAGUUUCGGGUGUGUGGAGUCUUUCUAGUUGAUUCACAGUUCAUGGUGGAAUCUUUUAAGUUCAUUUCAGGAGUCAUGGCGGCCCUGAGUGCCAUGGUGUCAUUGGAGAUUUCCCAAGUAAACAUCAUGACAAAAAUGGAUCUGCUCAGUCCAAAAGCCAAGAAAGAAAUUGAACAGUACCUUGACCCUGAUAUGUACUCAAUGAUGGGAGAUAACUCUGAUGCCAUUAGAAGUAAGAAGUUCAAGAAGCUGACCAAAGCUAUUUGUGAACUGAUUGAUGACUACAGUUUGGUGAGAUUUUUGCCUUUCGACCGCACGGACGAGGAAGGUAUCAACAUAGUACUGCAACAUAUUGAUUUCUCUAUACAGUAUGGAGAGGAUUUGGAAGUCAAGGAACCGAAGGAAACUGGAGAAGACCCUGAUGACAUGAAUUAUGAUGAGUUUUUCCAAGGGCAAGUGGAAAGCUGAGAAAUGUUACCAUAAGUUUGAGACAUUUUAAUUUGAACACCCGAAAAGAAAAAUGAAGAACAAAGUAUAGUAGUCUAUAAGUCCCAAUUAUUAACACACUGGGUGCCAUUGUUUUUUAUAUUGACCACACAUCACUUUGGCUUACAGCACUCAAUUUCAGAAAACACAUCAACAACCCUCCUGCUCCGGGAUACACUUUAAUGUUUUAAUGAAAUAAUUUCGCUGCCAUUGAAUGGAUUAGAAAUGUAUCGCCGUCAUUGGCACUGAAACUAUCACUUAAUGCCAACCAUCCCCCUCUCAAAAUAUAAUAAUAAUGGCAGCUAUCUCAAUUAAAAUGAAUUUGCCUUUGCAAUCAAUGGCCGUGAAUGAGUUGACCUUUUUAUGUCAUUGCCUUUUUAUUUAUGGUGUUGUUUGUAAUAUAAACGUGUCGUGUUCCAAACACGUGUGUAUAUUAUGUUUUGGAAAAAUAUUAAAU